CGGCUCACCAGUCGUUCACGGUUCGCGCGAGAAGGCGCGGUGGCUUUGGGGGUUAGCGGAAGCCAGCUAGACAGCCUUUGGGACCGGCAGAAGUAGCCAGCUGCCUUGCCGCAGGAAUUUGCUGCUGUGCAAGAAGAUGGUGACAUGGAAGAGGACGUUGGGCCCAGCGAUUGGCAGGAGUCGGGCCAGUCGCGCUGGCUCUGGCUGAGGUCUCACGGCUGUACCAUUGGUUGGUGCUGCUGGGCUUAAUGCUGGCUGCGGGACUGGACUUCAGCCGCUACACCAGCGACGUCACCCAUGAGGACUUUGAUUCUCGGGGAUUGCCACCCUUGACUACAGACCUGGCUCUUAUGAUCAGCGCAUGCAUGGUCUUGAGCAGUUGGGGCGGUUUUUGGUCCUACAAGGUGCGACUUUUUGUUCUCAAGACUUGGCGGAUUGCUGCGAGAUGAUUCACCUGGAUCGUGCGUGGACAAUUUGGAGCUGCACCGAUGCGCUGUUGACGCUUCUACUCUGGCUCAGCUUGUUGGCAGGUCGUGUAGUGGUUUCCCACCUGAGCCUGGAGGAAUCGGGGGAGCUGCAGGCUGCAGGCUGCAGGCCUUUCGCGGUGAGUACCGGUAUCUUGGCGGUGGCCAGCUUCUGGCAGGUGCGCACCUCGCACGCCAUGACGUUGAUCAUCAACGAGUGGAGCGGCAACCUGCUGCGGGGUCAAAGCAGCGCCUGGCACCUGAAGGGGGCCUGGCGGUUGAUCUCUGGGCUCUUCCGCAAGACCUCAAGGACCUUCCAAUCCUGCUAUGCGGCUCUAUGUGCCACCAUCGUUCUGGUGGCCUUCACAGCCAUCAACGAUGCGCGGCGCGAGCUGGUGCUCUUUAGCCUGCCCAAUUUGGCAACAGGAAUCCGAUUUGAUGGAGCUCACCCUGUUUUUGUCCUUCAGCGAAUGUGGUUUCUUCGUGUGGGACACCAGCGUCACGGUGGGAUUGGUGCAGAAAUUCCUCUACUUUACCCUGAUGCAUCGCCUCAGAUCUGGUGGCACCGCGUUCUCGCCAGGAUCAUUAUCAUCAUUAUCAUUCUCGGAUCCCGGAUAGGAACCGUUUUUCCUAUUUCUGGUUUCUCAUUUCUCAUUUCUCAUCAUCAUCAUCAUCAUCAUCAUCAUCAUCAUCAUCAUCCUCGUGGUCGUGGUCGUCCUGAAAUGGUCAAACCUCAGAAUUGCCCAAAAAUGCUCAGAUGUUUUUUUUCCUUUUUUUUUCCGAGUUGUGGCAAGCAGAGAUACGUGUCAGGCCGUGGCGGGAACCAUGGGCUUUCAAUCCGGGGCAUUCAGACUGAAUUGAGCGCGAAAAAUCGACCAGCGGUCCAUCAUAAGACGUUGGUCUGAAAAUGGGGGCCCAAACA
Messenger RNA from Effrenium voratum, 1386 nucleotides. The record is from the annotation of a GenBank genome assembly. NCBI's taxonomy places the organism in Eukaryota, Dinophyceae, Suessiales, Symbiodiniaceae.